Molecule: messenger RNA, 911 nt
Organism: Pecten maximus
Lineage: Eukaryota; Metazoa; Mollusca; Bivalvia; Pectinida; Pectinidae
Product: multiple epidermal growth factor-like domains protein 9
Exons: 2
Coding region: 144-890 (248 amino acids)
Source: RefSeq, a predicted model, not a curated record
UCAUGACGACAACAGGAUCGGCUUCACGUGUUCACGCGAAGGCUAUUCAUGUAGAGGCGAAAACGUGGCGACAGCGGUGGUAUAAAAGCGAUAAAAGAUCAGCCUUCCGUUAAGUUCCAGGAUUUCGAAAUCUCCACAACACCAUGCAGCACUCUCUUGUCAUUCUAUGCUUGGCCAUCGCCGGCGCCAGUGCACUCCAAGCAUGUACCUCAACCACAGAAUGUCACUGUCCUCAAUUCCCGCCUGGCAUGAAAGCAUUCUGUAUCCAGCAGACAUGUCACUGCCACACUGGCUCAGCGUGUACGACCGCUGCCGAUUGCACCACGUGUCACCACGGCGAUACGGCUACGUGUGUUCAGGACGCUCCCGGAAGUGCAUUCUGCUACUGUAAUGGUCACGAAGCUCCACCCCAGACGCAGAAAUGUACGACGGCUGAAACGUGCCCCGAUUGUCCUAACACAGGUCUGCACAAGGCAUGCCACGGUGGUGAGUGCCAUUGUCAUUUUGAAAAUGAAUGUGAGAGUCCUAGCGAUUGCUACACAUGCCCCGCUAGCACCCAAAGCGUGACGUGUGAGGAGAGCGACUGUCACUGUGAUGGCCACGAGGCCCCACCCAAGGCCCCGACCUGUAGUUCCGUAAGCGAUUGCCCCAGGUGUCCAAACAUCAACAUGACGCAGGCCUGCCUGAACAACGAGUGCAACUGCCACAUACCAGGAGAGUGCAAGGUGGCUUCAGACUGCAAGACCUGUCAUCCCGAUGUGACCAGCGUCACGUGCGACGGUGAUGGUACCGGCGACAUGUACUGCCUCUGUGACGGCCAUCCUGCUCCAAUUCAUCCUAUGCAUCAUGAAGGCCGGGGAGGAUUCCACGGCUUCCUUCGUGGCAAUUAAUGAAUAAAAUAUACCUUGUCA